GGUAAAUUAAGUUAAAAAUUGUAAAAAUCAAAAUCUAAAGUUGAAAGUUAAAAUCGAGCAUAAAUCCUGCCUUGAAUGCUUAUCGGACCUGAUAAAUUUAGAUAUUGAUCGUAUUCGUUGUUAUCUCGUUCAUUAAAGCAAGUGUAAUUUUGCUGUUGUGCUGAUAAAGCUUUAAAAAGUGGUGUUAAAAGUGCUAUAAUUGUAAUGUGAAUGUGAAGUGAAAGUACAAUAAAUAGCCAAAUAGUCAUGGAUGAAUUUCAACCUGUUGAACGACUCGAAUGCAGUCCAACGAACAGCAUGUAUGAGCAAUUUGUAGAAAAGAAUUUUGAUGAAUAUGUUCAAAGUCCAAAAAAGGGCGAUAAAAAUAAUGGGUACGAGGUGCUGUAUCAAAACAUGAAGCAUGGCGUAACGGCUAGUAAGGAAUUGAUGGAAUAUUUUAAAGAGCGAUCGAAUCUCGAUGAACACAAUUCGAAGGUGCUUUUAAAGCUCGCUCACAAAGUGGGCUCGAGUGGUGCGAGUGGAACUUUUUCACCAUUAUUAAUCAUUCUAAAGACAUCAGCGGAGCGUCUCUCAGAGCUUCAUACGCAAAUGAUGCAAAAGACAACGGAACUUGUGAAAAAUAUUUUAAAAUAUGCCGAUGAACUUCACAAGAAGCACAAAACGGUGAAGGAAGAGGAAUCGAGUACACAAGAUGCUGUACAUCAAAUGAAAGAGUCAACAACUGCUGUACAAAAGGCAAAGGAUUUAUAUCAAUCACGUUUACAAGAAUUAGAAAAGUUACGUCGCGAUAAUGGCUCAGCGAAAGAUAUCGAAAAGGCUGAGACGAAACUCAAGAAGAACCAAGAAGAAUACAAGAAUUUGGCAGAGAAACAUAAUCCAAUCAAACAAGAGUUCGAACAACGUAUGGCAGCGACAUGCAAGCGAUUCCAAGAUAUUGAGGAAGCUCACCUUAAGCAAAUGAAGGAGUUUAUCAUGAUGUAUAUUGAGAUUGUGCAGAAUAAUCAUGAUUUAGUAGGACAGGUUCAAUCAGACUUUAAACGUCAAUUCUUAGACUUAACCGUUGAUAAGUUAUUAGAGCAGUUUGUUUUAAAUAAAUAUACAGGACUUGAAAAGCCCGCCAAUAUUGAUGUGGAAUUGAGUCCAUCACAGACAUCGCAAAAUUUAAUCGACACAUCGGUGUCAUCACCUGCAAACGAUUCACAUGGAAUGACAAUCAACACUAUGAUGAAUCUAACAUUUGAGACGCAACAAGUGCAACAACAACAACAACAGAUAACAAGUGGUAAGAAAGAAACUUAUUUGCUUAGCUGGUUUACAUCAUCGGCAUCGACCACAUCAGCGUCAAUGAAUAACACAUCAGUUGUAUCGGCAACAAGUUCAUCAUCAGCAAUAACAGCCAGUCCACCGACAAUAGCUCCACGAUUUAAUGCGAACGCAAAUGAGUUUGAAAACUCACAACAUGACGACUCGUCAUCGCCAAUUUCUGGAUUUUUGCGGAGUAGACGUGAUAAAAAGCCGUCAAAAAAGAAAGAUAAGAAGAAGAAAGAUGGCGAAACGAAUAGCACGAAAGAGGAAGCUAAAUCUGACGGAGAAGAGAAAGAUGAUACGUUGUCUGCAAUAUCAGGUGGUUCACUGAAACCAGAAAUAUCUGGACAUCCAACAACAACAUCCAAUGCUACGGUUACAACGCCAACACUUACGGCAUCUUCAAUUACGGGAAAUACAGUUCCAACUGCCACGCCCGAGGUCGAUGAGGACGAAUACAGUGUUAAGCCACAAGAUAAUUCAUGGAAUAAGAAUACAUCGCCACAGAAAAAUAAAUUUUAUUCGAGUUCCGAUAGCGAUAGUGACGAUGAAAUUGAAAGGAAAAUUCAUGUUGAAAUUAAGCCACUUAAUAACGGAACAGCUCCAAUUUCAGCGUCUGUUGAUGAGCUACGAGCAACUGUCGAGAAUUUAUCGCUUUCUCCAAUCGGUGCUUUAUCGAAUUUGAAUUCGUUCAAAGAGCGAAGAAGUAAUUCGCAGAACGAAAAUGAUCGGAUGAAGAGAUCUCAAUCAAUGUCACAGCAAAUGGCUGAUAAGGCAAAUAGUGACGUUUUGAGUCUUAAUCAUGUUUUUCAGCAACACCACCAGAGUCCGAUAGCAUCGAAUGCCAGCACACCAACAACAGCUCAUCCAUAUGCGCCUUUGCAGAGUCCAACACUGUCGAUGACGAACAAUUCUGCUAUCAAUCGAUAUGCAGAUCUCGACAUUUUCUCAGAAGUGGGUGACAUUUCAUCAGCACCAGCAUCAGCUAAUUUAUCGAAACUCAAUCGUCAAAUUCCAACUCCAAACUCGUCAAUUGCAAUUCCAAGACCACCAUCAAGGCGCUCAGAACAAAUUCGAGCGGGCCGUGUAUCGCCGGCUAUGGCUCGAGCUGAUAGUGUAGGAAGUUUAGAGUUUAGAGCAACAGUUAGUGCUAAUUUAGGCAGUCGUGGACCAUCACCAUUAACUAUAGGCAUGAGCGAUACAAUACCACUUGCAAUAGCUUUCCAUGAGAUUAUUCAUGCAUAUUUUAAAGGAAGUGAUGAAUCUCGUUGUCAAGUAAAAAUGUCUGGUGAUAUGAUGCUGUCAUUUCCAGCUGGAAUUGUGAAUGUACUCGCUAAUAAUCCAAACCCAGCUAAAUUAUGCUUCCGUAUUAAGAACGUUCAGAAUCUCGAAAAUAUUUUGCCAAAUAAGCAACUCAUUAAUGUUGACAAGUCAGCGUCAAAUACGGUACUAGAGUUCAACAUGCCAGCUUUAACACUCCUCCUUCGUCGUCAGUCCGAACAAAAUCCAACAGCUUCAUACUUUAAUGUGGAUAUUUUGAAAUACACAAUUAAAAGUAAAACUGGUGCUCAAUCCUGCCCAUUUCAACUGGUUUCAUAUUGGAAAUGUGAACCAUCGCAUACGGAUAUUAAGAUUGAUUAUAAAUACAAUAAUCAUGCAAUGGCUUCUGCAUCACCAUUAUUGAAUGUGUCGAUAUCGGUUCCAGUUGAUGGUGGCGUUCGUAAUGUGCAAUCUAAGCCUCACUCAGCAUGGUUGGGUGAAUCUAAUAAGCUCGUUUGGAACUUUACUGAUAUUUCGCAACAUUCUGAUAAUGGCGGCAUUGAUACGCUAAGGGCGCGACUAGAAGUCUCAAAUGGUCCAUCAACACCAUCAAUUCUUACAACACAAUUUAAUUGUGAAGGAACGACAUUGUCGGGAAUUGAUUUUGAAUUAACUGGUACUGGAUAUAGGAUAUCACUGGUUAAACGAAGAUUUGUUGCUGGUAAAUAUAUCUGUGAAGGAGACGGUAUUAGGAACAUUAAAACACCAACACCUCCAUCAGUAACAUCGCCGAGUUUACGUAAGAUAGCAAAAACUUACCGUAAAUCCAAAUGUAUUCUUAUUCUAAAUAAAUAUAAAAAUAAGAAAAAGGUCGUUAUUAAGCAAACAAGACGAGGAUGGACGUUACGAGAGGAACCUGCAGAUAUAUUAAAAAGAGAGAAAUUUUCGAGUGCCUAUUAA
Molecule: messenger RNA, 3525 nt
Organism: Chironomus riparius
Lineage: Eukaryota; Metazoa; Arthropoda; Insecta; Diptera; Chironomidae
Source: the annotation of a GenBank genome assembly